Messenger RNA from Limulus polyphemus (Atlantic horseshoe crab), 2584 nucleotides. RefSeq names its product DNA excision repair protein haywire-like (gene hay). Gene Ontology annotation, molecular function: hydrolase activity; DNA binding; 3'-5' DNA helicase activity. Bases 113 to 2452 code for a protein of 779 amino acids. The transcript has 20 exons. Gene Ontology annotation, cellular component: transcription factor TFIIH holo complex; transcription preinitiation complex; nucleotide-excision repair factor 3 complex. The record is from RefSeq and is a predicted model, not a curated record. NCBI's taxonomy places the organism in Eukaryota, Metazoa, Arthropoda, Merostomata, Xiphosura, Limulidae. Gene Ontology annotation, biological process: transcription initiation at RNA polymerase II promoter; nucleotide-excision repair.
UGUAAAUUUCAGAGGAUUCAUGCGUGAGCUAAUUGUACAAUAGUUUUGCUGUUAGCAACGAAACAUUUUAUUCAUUAUCGGUGACUGAUAGUAUCAUUUUGGUUAAAGUGUAAUGGGUAAAAAAGAUUCCAAAAAAUACAAGAGAAAAUAUGAGGCUUCUGAAAUCAAGGCAGAUGAUUUUGGAGAUGAUGAUACAGAAACAGAUAUAAUUCCAGCUGUGGCUAGCCAGCAGUUGGCUGAUGAAAGUGUGGAGGAUGAAUUUGGAGCAAAAGAUUAUCGUUCUCAGAUGAUUUUGCGCACUGACCAUGGAUCCCGUCCACUAUGGGUGGCUCCAGAUGGACACAUUUUCCUUGAGUCAUUCUCACCUGUAUACAAGCAUGCUCAUGAUUUUUUGAUAGCAAUAGCUGAGCCAGUUUGCAGACCAGAACAUAUCCACGAAUACAAGCUUACAGCCUACUCUCUUUAUGCUGCAGUGUCUGUGGGUUUGCAAACUAGUGACAUCAUUGAAUAUUUAAAGAGGCUGAGUAAGACAUCCAUUCCAGAGGGAAUUGUUGAAUUUAUCAAGUUGUGUACUGUAAGUUAUGGGAAGAUAAAACUUGUGUUGAAACACAAUCGUUACUACGUGGAGAGUCCCUUUCCAGAUGUCCUUCAGAAGCUGUUAAAAGAUCCAGUGAUUCAGCAAUGUCGACUUAGACGUGAUCUAGACGAUGAAGGACUCUCAGUUACUCAAGAAAAACGGUCAGAAGUACCUCAGUUUAGUAAAAACACUCCUGCUUCAGCAUCAACCAGUCUGGAAACUCAAGAGAAGCUUCCUAAUGAUGAAAAGGCUACUGUGCCUGAUGACAUUUACAACUAUUAUGAAAAGAUGGAACAGGAUGAAGAUGAAGUGGAGGAGCUGAAACUUGUUUCUUUUGAAGUGGAUCAGGAAAAGAUAGAAAAUUUACAGAAAAGGUGCAUAGAACUUGAAUACCCAUUGUUAGCAGAAUAUGACUUUAGAAAUGAUACUGUUAAUCCCAAUAUCAACAUUGAUUUAAAACCAUCUGCCGUUCUUCGUCCCUACCAGGAGAAAAGUUUACGUAAGAUGUUUGGUAAUGGUCGAGCUCGAGCGGGUGUGAUAGUAUUGCCAUGUGGAGCAGGGAAGUCAUUAGUAGGUGUUACUGCUUGUUGUACUGUAAGAAAACGAUGUCUUGUGUUGUGUAAUUCUGGGGUUUCAGUGGAACAGUGGAAAGCACAGUUUAAGAUGUGGUCCACAGCUGAUGACAGCAUUAUUUGUCGUUUUACAUCUGAUGCCAAAGACAAACCUAUGGGGUGUGGAAUAUGUAUAACAACCUACUCUAUGAUCACACACACUCAGAAACGAUCAUGGGAGGCAGAGCAAGUUAUGUCUUGGCUGAAGGAACAGGAAUGGGGAUUAAUGCUUUUAGAUGAAGUGCACACAAUUCCAGCCAAAAUGUUUCGAAGAGUAUUGACCAUCGUUCAAGCACACUGUAAACUUGGCUUAACAGCUACUUUGGUUCGAGAAGAUGACAAAAUACAAGAUCUUAAUUUCCUGAUUGGACCAAAAUUGUAUGAAGCUAAUUGGCUGGAACUACAGAAGGCUGGGUACAUUGCUCGUGUGCAGUGUGCUGAGGUUUGGUGUCCUAUGACACCAGAAUUCUACCGAGAAUAUCUUACUUCUAGAGCCAGCAAGAAACUAUUGCUUUUUGUGAUGAAUCCCAACAAAGUUCGCUCUUGCCAGUUUCUCAUUCGUUACCAUGAAGGAAGAAAUGAUAAAAUUAUUGUUUUCUCUGAUAAUGUUUUUGCACUGAAGCAUUAUGCCAUCAAAUUAAAUAGACCAUACAUUUAUGGACCCACUUCUCAAGGAGAAAGAAUGCAAAUCCUGCAGAAUUUCAAAUACAAUCCUCAAGUGAACACGAUUUUUGUCUCCAAGGUGGCUGAUACGUCUUUUGACUUGCCCGAAGCAAGUGUUUUAAUUCAGAUCUCAAGUCAUGGUGGCUCUAGAAGGCAGGAAGCUCAGCGGCUUGGAAGAAUUUUGCGAGCAAAGAAAGGUGCAAUCGCAGAAGAAUACAAUGCCUUUUUCUACACAUUAGUGUCUCAGGAUACAAUGGAAAUGAACUAUGCUCGUAAGAGACAGCGUUUUCUGGUGAACCAAGGUUACUGCUAUAAAGUGAUUACUAAACUAGCAGGAAUGGAUGAGGAGAAUUUAAUGUACAAGACAAAAGAAGAACAGACUCAACUUUUGCAACAGGUUCUGGCAGCUACAGAUGCAGAUGCUGAAGAAGAACAUGUGCCUGGAGAACUAACUUAUGGAAAAUCUGGAGCUCAGUCAACUCGUCGUGUAGGCAGCAUGAGCUCUUUGUCAGGAGCUGAUGAUGCUGUGUAUGUGGAGUACAGAGGAGAUAGGAAAGGACUGUUAGCUCGUCAUCCAUUAUUUAAGAGAUUCCGCAGGUGAUUGUUAUUGUGUUGUUAAUUGUACAGUUGAUCUAUUCUGUAUGUAAAUAAAUCUGCUGAAACAUUGCAAUUUUGAUCUUUGUAAUAAUAGUAUAUCUUUUUCAUUAUUAAAUAAAUAAAUAUAAAUUGUGAA